AUGCAAAAUGCAGCAGCCAUUCCAUUGCCUGUCUUGCCGGAAGAACUCGUCGGCGAGAUACUCCUGAGGCUUCCGGUGAGGUCCCUCCUUCAAUUUAAGUGUGUGUGCAAAUCAUGGAAAACUCUAAUCUCUGGUUCUCAAUUCCCAUUGUUCAAAAGACCAUCAACUCCUGUUAAACCCGUUACCUUCGGCUACAUGGAGGAGAUGUUAGAUUAUAUUAUAGGUUCAUGCAACGGGCUCUUGUGUAUGCUUGGUACCUAUCCACAUUAUGUCGGACUGUACAAUCCUUCUCUCCAGUUCAAAUCCAAAAUAUCUUUAGUACCUGUUUCUGUUUUGGAGCAGGAUUGGUUCAUCAACCAUUGUGGCUUUGGAUAUGACAAAGUUAAUGACAAGUAUAAGGUUCUAGUAGUUAUGGAAAGAUUUUUUCAUGUUAGUCCCAUGUUGACCAAAAUAUAUACCUUUGGUCAAGAUGAUUCCUGGAAAACAAUUCCCAAUUCCCCGUAUAAUAAUAAUAUUAAGACUCUUGGGAAAUUUGUGAGUGGCACUCUGAAUUGGUUAGUUUCUUAUCCAAACACAUUUGUUUCCUUUGAUAUAGAGAAGGAGACUUACAGGAAACUAUUGUUACCUCAAAAUGUUGGUGUCAAAACUGAGCUGUCUGUUUUGAGUGACUGCCUUUGUGUGUCCACCUCUGAAAAUGUUCAUUGGGUUUUAUGGAUGAUGAAAGAGUAUGGAGUUGUUGAGUCAUGGACUAAAUUCAUCGUCAUUCCUUAUCACAAGCUGCUCCAUAUUUUUUUGGUUGAACCCUUGUUCAUUUCACAAAAUGGUGUUCUAAUGUUAUUAAUGGGACGUUCCAAACUUAUCCUAUAUAACACAAAUACCGGUGUUGCCUUGGAUCCAUUGAUAACUAUGGAACUUGGUUUCUCCUCACAUAUUCACUGUGAGAGUUUGGUAUCACUGUCAUGCUAA
This is a messenger RNA of Vicia villosa (hairy vetch), 966 nucleotides long. RefSeq names its product F-box/kelch-repeat protein At3g23880-like. The record is from RefSeq and is a predicted model, not a curated record. Gene Ontology annotation, molecular function: protein binding. The coding region runs from base 1 to 966 and encodes 321 amino acids. The transcript is spliced from 2 exons. NCBI's taxonomy places the organism in Eukaryota, Viridiplantae, Streptophyta, Magnoliopsida, Fabales, Fabaceae.